AUGGAUGACAAAUUUAACGAUAUUUGGGAAAUGUCAGACGAGGAAGGAAAUUUAAAUUAUGAUAAUAUAAUUUCUUCAAAAGAAUGGAAUCGUAUGAAUGAAAAUUUUGGAAAUUUAGGAUAUAAAGAAGGAAUUAUAGAGGGUAAAGAUACCACAAUUCAAAAAGGAUUUGAUAAAGGUUAUAUUGACGGUGCAAGAAUUGGUAAAGAAAUUGAAAAUGAACUUGCAAACUUGUCAGUUGAAAAAAUUUUCACAAAAGAAUAUUUUAAACAAGUUAUAAAUUCAUCAGAUAAUAUUGAUAAAUCACAAGAAAUUAUUAUUAAUGAUACAGGAACAGAAUGUAGUAUUCACAAAUUAAAUAUUGGUUCUAAUGAAAAAGAUAAAGAUGAUAAAAAAGAUGAAUAUGAAAAAGAUAAAAAAGAUAACAAUUUAGAAAUAAAAACUGAAAUAUUAAAAAAUGUUAAUGAUUUAAGUUGUUGUGAUAAUGGUGAUUCUAGUUGUUGUGGUGAUGAUGAUUCUAGUUGUUGUGGUGAUGGUGAUUCUAGUUGUUGUAAGAGAAAUGAAUGUUCAAAAUUUAUUCCACAAACGAAAAUAAUGGGGAAACCAGUUGAACAACUUUUAAAGAAAUACUAUAAAGAGAUCAAUAAUUUAUUAACGGCUUCUGGAUUUGAUCAAAUUUAA
This is a messenger RNA of Diversispora eburnea, 681 nucleotides long. The record is from the annotation of a GenBank genome assembly. Lineage: Eukaryota; Fungi; Glomeromycota; Glomeromycetes; Diversisporales; Diversisporaceae.